Mya arenaria is the source of this 2635-nucleotide messenger RNA. Its product is annotated as steroid 17-alpha-hydroxylase/17,20 lyase-like. The coding region runs from base 218 to 1732 and encodes 504 amino acids. The transcript has 7 exons. The record is from RefSeq and is a predicted model, not a curated record. Gene Ontology annotation, molecular function: iron ion binding; heme binding; monooxygenase activity. Lineage: Eukaryota; Metazoa; Mollusca; Bivalvia; Myida; Myidae.
UUAAAAGGACAUGAAGUAUAAUCCCCUUACAAGUAGUUCGUGUAUUUAUAAACAGACCUAAAUAGUUAAAUACCAAAUACUGUGAACUACUACCAACAGUCAGUCAUUUACAUGUGUCUGGCGGGGAUGGAUUUUUCGCUGUGAAUAUAGUUUUAAAUACAUGUGAACUGCUUAAGGUUAACCUGUUAUACUGAGUGAAUAGGAUUAAAAAGAAAUAAUGAAUGGACAUGCAUAUAUAACCACAGAUGCGGAAGCGACCGUGUGUAAGGCCAAUGGUCAUGGCACAAAUCACGUGAUAAGUAAACCCACAGACCACGUGACCAUGGCGGCACCCCCUGGGCCCGGCGGGCCGCCGAUAAUAGGUCAAGCCUUCAAUCUGGACACGGACCAUUUACAUUUACAAUUCAUGGAGUGGCAGAAACGUUUCGGAGAUUUAUUCAUGUUUAAAGUUCUUGGUAAAAACUUCUUAGUAAUAAGCCAUCCGGAUAUUUUGAGACGAAUGUUUGUGACGUGUGAGCACGCGAAACGUUUUAACGACCGUCCGGCCAGUUUUAUGGGCAAAUACGUUAUAGACAAGACCAAAGACAUUGUGUUCCGGAAGUGUGACGAUGAGCAACAGAUUCUAAAAAACGCUUGUUUGGAAUACCUUGAGGCCCGUCUGCUGGAAGAAACCUGGUUUUACACGGCUGUUUGCCAGGAGGCCCGGGAUCUUGUUCGGGAUUUGACGCACCUUGAAGGGAAAAACGUCGACGUCAUCGCCGUCUUAGAUAGGCUGACCGUCAAGAUUAUGGGACUUCUGUUGACGGGGGAGCGAAUCUCAGAAGCGGGUCCGGAGUUCGACUCCCUCCAGGGUUUCAUGCACGCCGGAAGUGAGCUAGGAACCGUCAAGAACCAGACGUUGUUGACCAAGUUGCCAUGUCUCCGGAAAUUACCAGGAAAUCUGAAGGACCUGUAUGACAAGAUUGAGCUACAAAAGACGCGCCUUCGGGAGUGCUUCCUCGCUAAUUGCAAGAGUGACCGCGGCCUGAUUGCCAUGUUGAGGCGUCUGCAGGCAGACCAGCGACAAGAAUCAGAGGGAGAGGCCUGGCUCGAGGACGACUUCAUCCUGGGCAUUAUCAUGGACCUCACAGCAGCAGCGAUCGUUCCACUUCAGAACACAAUAUCAGUAUUAUUUCUAGUCCUCGUGCACCACCCGGAAAUACAAGACCGAAUUCGUGCAGAAUCAGCGUCACUUAACGCUGACGUCACAAUAAAUGGCGUCACAAACAUGCCAUACAGCAGCGCGUGUAUGCUGGAACUGAAGAGGUUUCACACGCCACUGCCGAUAUCUGCUCGUCAUAGUAACCCGUCCGGCGCUGCAACAUUCGAAAAAUACAACAUACCAAAGAAGACAGAGAUUUUCUCGAACUUGUUCGGUAUCCACCACGAUGAAAGGUUCUGGACAGACCCAUGGACGUACAACCCGGAGCGCUUCCUCACAGCUACCGGUCAGCUGGUGCCGUCUGACCACCCCGCAAUGACCAACCUGGUUGCCACGGGCGUUGGUCCCAGACGGUGCGUGGGUUCCAAGUUCUCCGAAAAUGUACUCCACCUGGUUGCCGCCACCGUUGUUAGUCACUUCCGGUUGACGGCCGGGCAAGACGCUCCACUUCCUGAGUGUGAUCCCCGGAAGUUCGUGCCGGGGGUCGUUACAAAAGCGCCAGACUUUCAAUGCGUUUUUGAACCAGUGUAGUAAAAGAUAAUUGAAUAAUAAUGAUUUUCUCUAAGAUUUGCUUUCGGGGCAGUUUUCGGAAAACGGAUAGUCUGGAACUCAUCGAUACCUCUUUUGUUUUUUCUUACGAAGCUGAUAGCUAUUUGGAGACAUUUUAUCAUCCGUUUACUCAUCCUUCUUAUUAAAGAACUAACCUGAUGCCGUUUUAUCAAAAGGUGCCGCCUUUUCAUGAAAACUGUCUCUGUUAUGAUAACAUUUUUUUUUCAAAACUAGUAUAUAUAUUAUAUACUUUACAAAUAUGUGUAUUCAUUUGACACUUAAACCUAACAUUGAUGCUAAUAUUUAAAGAGAGGAUCGUGUACAUGCAAUUAAAUUUACUUUUGCUUUUUUCGAAACUAUUUGUUUUAAAUUAUUUUUCUUACCCUGUUUGGCAGAGACGUUGAUAUAUGAUGCUAUGGGAAUGCUGAUAUUUAUGGACUAAGUGAAAUUUUCUAUUUGACUUCAGUUUCAUCGUUGUAACAUGUAUAUUUAUAUGUGUAUGUCAGGCGCGUAGCUGUACUGUCCGCAAAUACGCAGUUGCGUAAUGACAAUUUAACAGUGUGAAGGGGUUAAUAUGCUGCCCGUCAUCGUUCUGUGUAAUCCCAAAUUGGCCCUGGCUAUGCGCCAGCUGUAUGUGCAUGUUUAUCAUAAUAGCGUCGCUUGCGUUCUUUAACUCAAAUGAUUAACAGCUCUAUGUCAUUGUUGUAAAUAUCCAAUGUCUCUAAUAGCUGCCAUUUUCACUGUAAAAAAUAUAUUUCUGCCAUUUUCAUUGUUAGUAAUAUUUUCGUUAAAUAAAUUAUAUGUUGUCGAACUCAUUGUCUAAAGUUUCAUGAUGUUGUAUAUAGAUGUAUUUAAGCAUGUUUUAAUAAAAUAAAUAAAUUUGAA